UGCCACCCCCCCGUGUCCCCCCCCCACCCCGGGGUGGCCCCGUGGCGCCCCCUGACCCCGUCCCCGCGCCCCCCCAGGGGAGAAGGUGAUGUCGGACGACGAGUUCACGCAGGACCUCUUCCGCCUGCUGCAGCUGCUCUGCGAGGGGCACAACAACGACUUCCAGAACUACCUGCGCACCCAGACGGGCAACACGACCACCAUCAACAUCAUCAUCUGCACCGUGGACUACCUGCUGCGCCUGCAGGAGUCCAUCAGCGACUUCUACUGGUACUACUCGGGGAAGGACGUCAUCGACGAGCAGGGGAAGCGCAACUUCUCCAAGGCCAUGGCCGUGGCCAAGCAGGUCUUCAACAGCCUCACCGAGUACAUCCAGGUGAGACCCCCGCCGUCCCCUUGUCCCCAGGGUCCCCAUGUCCCCAGGGUCCCUGUGUCCCCAGGGUCCCGGUGUCCCCGGGGUCCCGGUGUCCCCAGGGUCCCG
Oxyura jamaicensis (ruddy duck) is the source of this 481-nucleotide messenger RNA. Its product is annotated as ryanodine receptor 1-like. Gene Ontology annotation, biological process: calcium ion transport. The annotation marks the transcript as partial. NCBI's taxonomy places the organism in Eukaryota, Metazoa, Chordata, Aves, Anseriformes, Anatidae. Gene Ontology annotation, cellular component: sarcolemma; calcium channel complex; Z disc. Gene Ontology annotation, molecular function: ryanodine-sensitive calcium-release channel activity. The transcript has 3 exons. The record is from RefSeq and is a predicted model, not a curated record.